AAUAUUUUUAUAAAAAUAUGCGUUUUACGUAUUUAUUUUGCGUUUAUAAAAAUUAAUUUCAAAUUGACAUUUGAAAAGGCCAAGACUGUCAUGGCCUCUUGAAUGACGUCACACCUCGCAAAACAUUGGAGUUUGUAUAUGUUAGUCAAGGAGAUUUUUUAACAAAUAAUGCAUUCCUCUUAUUAUAAAUACUGUGUAGUGCCCCAGUGUAAAAGUACAACUAUAAAAACGCCAAACAAAUUAUUCAUAUACGUUCCAAACAAUAAACAAAUACGAAGAAAGUGGUUAGAAAUGGCAAGGAGGCAAGAUGCUCAUAGUUUAUCAACUAAUUCAACAAUUUAUUUCUGUGAAGAUCAUUUUGAUGUAAGUAUAAAACAACUCGAUGUGUCUAACCGUAAAUAUAAAAUAAAUGUUAUGAAUUUUGCAAAAUAUACCAUGAAGGUAAACAUAACCAAUAAAACGUUAUGACAUGAGUGAGUAAUUUUGUUUUUUUUAGGAGUAAAAACAUUAUUUUUGUUUUAUGCCUAUAUGAUGUAAUAUUAUACUAUUUCUAUAUUGUUUUAGUUGCCAAACGAUAUGAAUAACUAUACUGAGUAUCAUAUUAUGGGAAAGGUAUCACAAGUGCGCAUGAAACCAGGUUGUAUACCAAAGAAGUUCGAAUGCCAAGAAGAGAGAAGUAAACGGACAUGCAGUGACAUGGAACAAUCACUUAUUUUGAAAAAACAAAGGUUUUCAAUAAUCACAGAGUGUUUGAAUGAACCAGAACAAAGUUCAUCUGUCAAGGAUACUUCUGAUACAAGUUCAGAUUUUCAAAUAGUUCGAAAGAAUGUACCUGAAACUCUCUGUAAGCUGUCCAGACUAAACUAAAAUCAACAGAAAAGGCAUUAUCACCUUUAAAACCAUCAUACAAAUCUAUUUCCACAUCCCCGUUCAAACAGGAGACCAUUAAAAAAUCAAGUCCUUCUACAUCCGGCCUCUGCAAAGUUGCAAGAAGUUUAUUUAUUGAAUCAGAGCACUCUGAGAGUGAUAUUUCUUUAUAUGAACCAUCUACAUCUACGACCAGCUGCUCGCCCAUGCAUUUAUUGCAAGUUAAAUCUUCAUCUGACUGUAGUGAAUUUACUGAAGAGGACAAGAAGCUAGAAGCAAAAGAAAACAUAUCUAAUACAAUAAAAAAAAUUGAGAAAAAACCUAGAUUGUACAUUGGUGUUCCAAUCAAGUGUUACUAUUUGAUUGACAUUAUAAAAGAUGAAAUAAAUAUUCCCAAACAUCAUUUAUUAUUUUGUUUAAAUAAAAUAAGAUUGGAUAGUACAUUUUAUCAACUGUCAGAUGAUUAUGCAAUGUCUCCAUCAUAUUUAAGCAAGAUAUUUUCAAAAAAUGUACCAUUAAUAGCCAGUGUAAUGAGGCCUUUCAUUGUGUCACUAGAUAGUGAAAUGAUUAAAAAAAGACUACCUAUGGCAUUCAGGCACAAAUAUAAUAAUGUAAGUUGCAUUAUAGACUGCCUUGAAAUUGAAAUAGAAAAACCAUCUAAAGCAACAAACCAAGCAUUAACCUGGUCAGAUUACAAAAAAGCUAACACAAUAAAAUAUUUAAUAUCCUGUACACCAAAUGGAUUAGUGAACUAUAUUUCUCCAGGAUUUGGAGGCAGAACAACCGACACUUGUUUAGUUGAAUCCUGUGACUUUGUUCAAACAUUAAAAAGUGGUAUGUUCGUUAUGGCAGACAGAGGCUUCAAACAUGUAGAACAAUAUCUAAAAAAAGCUGGUAUUACACUAGUAAGACCUCCUAGUGUCGAAACAGGAGUAAAGAUGAGUAAAACUGAAGCGAAACUAACUAAGCAAGUAGCUAGCUUAAGGAUACACAUAGAGCGAGUUAUUCGGCGUUUACGUGAAUUUUGUAUGCUUAAACCACAUGCAUGUAUUAAUUUUAAAUAUGUAAAAAUACUUGACGAGAUAAUAAUCAUAGCAUGUGCCUUAAUUAAUAUACAAGAUUCUUUAAUAAAAUAAAAUAAAUGAAAAUCAA
This is a messenger RNA of Trichoplusia ni (cabbage looper), 2019 nucleotides long. RefSeq lists its product as uncharacterized. The record is from RefSeq and is a predicted model, not a curated record. The transcript is spliced from 2 exons. NCBI's taxonomy places the organism in Eukaryota, Metazoa, Arthropoda, Insecta, Lepidoptera, Noctuidae. The coding region runs from base 1074 to 2003 and encodes 309 amino acids.